UAUAAACAUGUACAUCCUGAAGCCUACCCAUCAACCUUUUAUCCACCAAUAAAUAAUCUAACAAACUACGUACUUUCAUUACGUGCUAUAUUAUAUCUUAUACGUUUUCUCAGUGGCAGUGGUAGCAGCGGCAUCCUACCAGCUCUUAUUCUUCAAGAAACCAUCGCUCAUCAAAGCUUGUGAUGGCCUAAUUGAAGGUACAACUACAUGAACCCACAUAGACCACAAAAUGACCCCAAAAUACUAAGAAUGUAAUCCAAAUCUUGACAAAAUAGAAGAUCUAAGGAUGACAGCCCUGCUAACCCAAACACCGCCUCCGCUGCCAGAGGAUCACUUAACCCAAGCUCAGGAAAAUCAAGAUUUCUCCUCCAUAGCUUCACAGUAUCUACUUUAGUGAUACUAUGAAAGGAAAUCGCAGAAGAAACAACAGCAGUAACAAAAGAAUAACACCAAAGACUCUACAACUCAACAUGUCUACCCAGCAGGAUGCCAGUAUAUCAUCAACCCCCCCUCACCACUGCCUAGGAAACAACAACAAACGUGGCUGACUCCCCCUCCAACUCCACUCCCUUCAAAGGAUUCUCUCAAGAACACCCAGAUUAUCAUCAUAACCCUUCACCAUGUCGAAGAAAAGGAAAUGGAAUGAUGACUACGUUCGUUUUGGUUUCACUUGCAACGGAAAGACUGAGGAUCUGCAAAAGCCUCAGUGCAUAAUCUGUGGAAAUGUUUUCUCCAAUGCUAAUUUGAAGCCAUCUAAGCUGCAAGAACACUUCAACAACCAACAUGGUGGGGCCAAUGUUGCGGGCCAUGAUUUUAAGUCGUUGCAAGCUAAAAGAGCCCGUUUUGAUUCUCGAGCAACCCUUCCAAAAUUAGGGUUUAUAUCUGUUAACAAACCACUGACAGCUUCAUACCAAGUGGCGUACAAAGUAGCAAAGUCUAAGAAACCUCAUACUGUUGCAGAAGAGCUUAUCAAACCAUGUGCAUUAGAAAUGGCUACAACUAUUCUCGGAAAUGAAGCAAGAAAGAAGCUUGAAUUAGUGCCACUGUUAAAUAAUGUUAUUCGAAGCUGAAUUGAUGAUUUGAGUUUAGAUAUUUUGGAACAAGUUAUCUCACAUAUGAAGGCUAGUCCCUUGAAAAUCUCCCUUCAGUUGGACGAAACUACUGAUGUUUCUAAUUGCAGUCAACUUAUUGCACUGGUGAGGUAUGUUCAUGAUGGUGCCAUAAAAGAGAAUUUCCUUUUCUGUGAAGAACUGAAAACAACCACCAAAGCAAAAGAUGUGUUUCAGUUUGUGAAAGACUUCUUUGCAAAAUAUGAAUUGGAUAUCCAAAUUAUUGGAUCUGUGUGUACUGAUGGCGCUCCUGCUAUGCUGGGAAAUAAAUCUGGGUUUUUUGCACUGAUGAAACAGGAGAUUCCAUACUUGCAAGGCACUCACUGUUUCCUUCAUCAUCAUGCUUUGGCAUCAAAAACCUUGCCUCCAAAAUUGAAGAAAGUCCUUAAUACUUCAGUAAAGACCAACUGGAUUAGGGGUCGUGCUCAAAAUCACCGCCUUUUUAAGUCACUUUGUGAAGAUCUUGGAAAUGAACAUACAAUUUUACUUUUCCACACAGAAGUCCGAUGACUCUCCCAUGGGAGAGUUUUAACCCGCUUCUUCGAGAAGAAAUCAAAGUAUUUCUGAAGGA
Messenger RNA from Cherax quadricarinatus, 1680 nucleotides. The record is from RefSeq and is a predicted model, not a curated record. NCBI's taxonomy places the organism in Eukaryota, Metazoa, Arthropoda, Malacostraca, Decapoda, Parastacidae.